Molecule: messenger RNA, 1803 nt
Organism: Solenopsis invicta (red fire ant)
Lineage: Eukaryota; Metazoa; Arthropoda; Insecta; Hymenoptera; Formicidae
Exons: 5
Coding region: 670-1548 (292 amino acids)
Source: RefSeq, a predicted model, not a curated record
GCACAUUUCAUUAUAAAUGCAUUAGAUAUAAGCAAUAUGCAGAUACGAUGGAUGUGCACUAUAUAGUUUCAUUUCCACAUUGUCAUUCAAAUUAAAUGUAUGUAUCUUUCAUUAAUCAAAUUGUGCAAUUGCCAAAGUAAUAAUAAUAAUGGCAUAGUUAAUUCUUGUUACUUUCGAUUCGGCUUUAAAAACUUUUAGAUUAACCUAUUCAAAUUACCAAGUCGAAUAGUGCCGAAAUUAGGCCAGAGGUCUGUGAGCGAUUACAUCAUGGGUGAGCAUUCAUCGACUCAUUUCUCUGCAAUAUAUCGGCUUACACAAUCGUUUUUGGCUGUUAACCCACGCCACAGUUUCGUGAGUGUAAGAUAAAGAAAAAAAAGGAGCGGAUAAUUUAUUCGGAUGAUCAGCCGAUGUGAAAGAGAACGACAGGAUCCGGAGAUCGCGACUGGUGCGGCACCAAUUGCAAUAAGUAGAAAGCACCUUCUUCGUCUGAGGAAACGAGCCCAAACUCUCAACAAGCCGGAUUGGUCGACGAUUCGUGUGGGAUAAAGCGGCAGCCCUUAUAGAUCGACGAAGUGGAUUCACGAUCCAAUCGUACCUCCGUCGACUUGUGUUGAAACUCGCAGGAGUCAGCCGUCUGUCACGCGAUCUGUCUCGAGAAUUGUCGAAAGGAUGUUGUACUGUGGUUUUCUGAGCGUCCUUUUUCUACUAAGCGACGCAUAUGGCGGAGCUCCGGAGAACAGAGUACGACGUCAAGAUUCAUCCGCACAAAAUGGUCAGCUGAUAGACAGCAUUUUUAACAUUCCAAUAACGGCAAUCACACAAACAGCCUCUGCUGCUCAAGUUAUUUCGCCAGAGAACACGCAGACAAUAGACAGUCUUUUUCAGGUUCCCGUCUCAACUCUACAAGCUAUCGGUUCACUUGUAAAAACUGCAAGGGAGCAAAGGCUACAAGCUCCCGAAAAUAUUUUAGCUCGUCAACAGAGGAGAGAACAAAUCUUGGCUCUAAAAGAGCAAAAAAGAAAGCGAAAAGAAGAAAUUCAAAAUCAGCGAUUGCAGGAUCAAUUGAAUAGAACAGUCAGGCAUCAUAAAGAUCCGCUUGGAUUAAAUGCGUUGAGCCAUUUUCUGAUUGGAGGACACCACGCUGGUGGACUUCUCGGACAUUCUGGAUUGAGUGGUCUCCACGGAGGUCAUAGGAUUGGUCAUGGUCUUCACAGUCAUGGAAUUCAUCACGGUGGACAUCUGGGGAAUCGCCCGCAACACACCUAUGAGGUCCAUGAGAAUGUUAACGAAGAUACGUCUUUCUUCUGGCACGGUCUGACAGCUGGGUUUGGCACUUUCACUGGGACUCGACCUUCUAGCACCUCUAUCAAAAUCGAGAAUAAAAUUGCUCCUAAAGAGAAGAAACAGAAAGUUUCCAAGUAUCCGAUUGUUGACAUAAAUGCGCAGAACAAAAUCACAAAGAUUAAAAAUAAGGAGCACGAAUUUGACGAUCCGCCGUUGGAAAAUAAAAUCGCUCCGAGAAAUGGGAGAAUAUUAUUUGCACGAUAAUGAUGUAAAUACGCAAACAACAACGAAACAAUGUGAAAUAUAAUCGUAAUUAUAAGUACUCGCUAAUUUUACAUCGUUCUGCAUAUUUCAUAUUCUUUGUACUCAUCUCAUCAUAUCAAAAAUCUUUAAACAAAUGUACCUUAUUAAAUCUAUUUAUAAUAAUUAACAUAGAAAAUAUUAUGUUUUAUAUAUUUAAAAUAAUAAUGUAUAAUUAUUAAUGUAACAUUAUGCAAAUAUAAAUAAUUGUCUUUUCAA